Symsagittifera roscoffensis is the source of this 2915-nucleotide messenger RNA. RefSeq names its product probable RNA-binding protein 19. NCBI's taxonomy places the organism in Eukaryota, Metazoa, Xenacoelomorpha, Acoela, Convolutidae. Bases 9 to 2342 code for a protein of 777 amino acids. Gene Ontology annotation, cellular component: nucleus. The record is from RefSeq and is a predicted model, not a curated record. Gene Ontology annotation, molecular function: mRNA binding. The transcript is spliced from 6 exons.
AAUGUAGAAUGAGCUCAAAGCUGAUAGUGAAGAACCUUCCCAAAUCCGCAUCAGAAGAGAGUAUACGCAAGGCCUUCGAAGUCUACUCGACUGUUACGGAUCUGAAACUGAAGAAGAAUGCGGAAGGAGAGUCGCGUGGCUUUGCAUUUGUAGGCCUCAACUCACCUGAAGAUGCAGAAUUGUGCAUGAAGAAGCUGAACAGAAGCUUCAUUAAAGGUAGUCGAGUAACAGUUGAACUAGCCCGAAAAGCAACUGAAAGAAACCCAAAUGAAAUCAAAUCAACAGAAAGCACAGAUAUCAGUAAUGCGAAUGAACAAACUAAAACAACAGAUCUCAACUUUCUGGGCAGCAAAAUGACAUCUGAUGACAAAGUUGCACAGCCAAGUUUAUACAAAGUUAGAAUUACAAAAUUUCCAAAAAGCUGGAACAAAACGAAGUUCCUGAAAUUUAUGGGAAGUGAUUUUAAAUGCAGCACUUGUCACAUGUUCAAGCAGCGAGAUGUACCAAAGUUUUUGGUGACGACUGAAAGUUGGGAUAGUUUGCAAUUGCUCCUUCAGAAAAACGGAACAGAAGUUGAAGAUGAAAGCACAAAAUUGAAAGUGGUACAAAUAAACGAGAAUGCUGGGUUGGAAUCUUGUUCAGAACAGAAACAGGAGACGCAAAAACUGAACGAAAGCGACGAAAUUAUGGAUACUGGGAGACUCUUCGUAAGAAAUCUCUCAUAUACAGUAACCGAAGAAGAAUUGGAAGACAUUUUCCGAAAGUACGGCGAAGUAGUCGAAUCUUCCAUUCCGAUAGACUACGUGAGUCACAGGUCAAAAGGAUUCGGCUAUGUUACUUUUCUGCUUCCCGAGCAUGCUUUGAAAGCAUACGCUUCUAUGAACGGAACUAGUUUGAAAGGCAGAACUGUUCAUAUUAUGCCCGCUAAAGAAGCGCCAACUAAGCCGAAAGCAGAAGUUGCAGACAAGGAGUUCAAAACUACUUACCAGAAGAAAAAACAAGAAGAAAUGAAAAGUACAGGUACAAAAAGCUACAACUGGAACUCGCUUUUUAUCGGUGCAAACACAGUUGCAGACUCGCUUUCGAAUAGAUAUGGAGUCAGAAAACAGGAAAUUUUGACAGCUUCAGGAAAAGGCGAAAGUUUACCUGUAAGAAUCGCUUUAGGAGAAACAAAAUUAGUCAAUGAAACGAAACAGUUUUUGAUCGACCAUGGAGUGAAUUUAGACGCGUUUAACCAAAAGACUGUAAAAAGAAGCAAAACAGUGAUUUUAGCUAAAAAUUUACCUGUGGGCACUUCUAAAGAAGAAUUGGAGACCCUGUUUACUAAAAAUGCGCCGAUUGACAGAUUAGUGAUGCCCCCAACUGGCUUGAGUGCAUUGGUUACUUUCAAGACUCAAAAUGACGCAAAGAGAGCCUUCGUUAAUCUGGCUUACACGAAGUUCAAGGGUUCAAUUUUGUACUUGGAGUGGGCGCCGACAGAUUGUUUUGUCGAAAAUUCAUCAAAGUCUUAUAGACCGACAACAAAUAUGACGGCAGGCGAUAGUUCAAAUUCUAAAGAAAUAAAUGGCAAAGAUUUUUUGGAACUUGAACCGAAGAACGUGCCAGAAGCAGCAAACGAAGAGAACAACUCGAAUCAAAACCAGGCGAUAACAGAAGACAAUGCUUGCGUGUUUGUGAAAAAUCUCUCAUUUGAAACUGAUGAGCAAAAAAUGAAACAAGCUUUUUCUAAAUUUGAGUCCAAAAUUGACUCUGUGUUCUUGGCCAGAUAUCAAAAAGGCGGCAGAGAUUUAUCGAGGGGUUAUGGGUUUGUCCAGUUUAAGAACCACGAUGCUGCAAUGGAGGCUAUCAAACUCAUGCAAGGAACAAAGAUAGACGGUCAUGAGGUGGAACUGAUGUUGUCGAGAAAGCCCUCAAAUCAUGUAGCUCCUCAUUCUCGCUCAAUGCACGAACAAACAUCAUCUGCAACUAAUGUAGACGAAGAGACAAACGCUUCGUGUAAGAUUCUUGUGAAAAAUGUCCCGUUUGAAGUGACCAAGAACGAACUUCAUAAAUUGUUCGCCACUUUCGGACAGGUCAAAUUCAUCCGACUUCCACAGAAACAGGCAGGAAAUGGACAUCGUGGUUUCUGCUUCGUAGAGUACCACAGUCUAGCUGAGGCUAAGAAGGCGUUCGUGUCUCUGAGUCAGAGCACCCAUUUAUUAGGACGCAGACUGGUGCUUCAAUGGGCAGAGGAUGCUGACUCAGUUGCCGAUAUGAGGAAGAGGACUGCGGAUAAGUUGAGUCUCCAGCAGAAGGCAGAGUGGGAAAAAGCGAAGAAAGCAAAAAUAGAAGAUCAAAUGUGAACAAAUCCGAAUAUCUAAUAUUUACACGUUUUAAUAAUAACAUAUCAUAAUCCAGUGAACCAUUGGAAAUGAAAUCCUGAUCUAAAAUCAACCGAAAAUCCAUCAUUUGUAUCCCCAAAAAAUAACUGAUCGUAAAUCCACCGAACGAUCGAAACCUAAAUUCUAGAUUGCGUGUAAAAAUCGACUGUAAUAUGCAACUUGAUGGCCCCAAACGAUCUGAAGUUUACGACAAGGAAUAUCUAACAGUUUGAACAAAACCGAAAUUUCUUCUCAACUGGAUGUAAGACGCGAAUGCCUCGUGCAGAUUAGAUUCGUAUGAAUUUAAGACGCGAAUUUAAGGUUCUUGGGAUUUAAGACACGAGUCUAACAUCACCCAAAAGAACUGAAAUCAAAAUAUACCUUGCAACUGAUACAGUUUUAAAACUAGCUUGGUCCGCUAGUUACCAGCAAAGUCUUGUACUACAUUUUUUUUCGGGCCAGCGAAUCGAAGAUUGGCCGAUGACGCAAUUGUCGAUAUUGUUUCAAAAGACUGCUAAUUUGCAACUUAUUUUAGAAUUUGUUGUAAUGUUCAAA